Molecule: messenger RNA, 2073 nt
Organism: Botrytis byssoidea
Lineage: Eukaryota; Fungi; Ascomycota; Leotiomycetes; Helotiales; Sclerotiniaceae
Exons: 3
Coding region: 1-2073 (690 amino acids)
Biological process (GO): iron ion transport; intracellular iron ion homeostasis; copper ion import
Cellular component (GO): plasma membrane
Molecular function (GO): ferric-chelate reductase activity
Source: RefSeq, a predicted model, not a curated record
AUGGACGCACUUAUGAGUGGGAUGAGUGGUGGGAUGGAUAUGGGUUCGAACAUGAUGUUCAGACCUUAUAAUCAGAAGUUGGCGUUGGGAUAUUGGUAUAUUAUUGCCGGGUUCGUCGGUGCGGUGUUGCUGUGUAGGGGGUUUGAGAGGUGGAGAGAUUGGGUUAGACUUCGGAGAAGCAAAAUAGUCUCUCUAAAAUAUCCCACUAAACCUAGCAAUCGAAUCCAAGAGAUAUACGCAACAGCCACAGCCAUUUUCCGAGAAUCAUCAUAUCCUCAAAUUCACAUUUCAACUCCUUAUCUCUCAUGGUUAUCUCCUCCCUCGUCAGGCCGCACUAUUCUUCUUCUUUGCUACUGGGCAAUUUUGAUCUUCAUGAUGACAUACGAUGUCACAAUAAAAGAUGCCUACUACUAUGAACGUAUUGGAUUUCGGGGCGCUUGGAUCUCAGUUACACAAGUUCCGCUCAUCUAUCUACUUUCUUCCAAGUCGAACAUUAUUGGAGCCUUGAUUGGAAGUUCACAUGAAAGAUUGAAUUGGUUUCAUCGUUGGGUUUCGAGGACCUUACUCCUCACUGUCACGGUUCAUGGUGCCUUCUUCUUUCGGGAAUGGGUCCGAGCUGACUUUGUUUCCUUUGAGCUUAAACUUAUGCCAAUGGUAAAAUAUGGAAUGGGCGCAUGGGGCAUAUUGCUUUGGACUUUCUUAAGCUCCUUAAGUCCUUUGAGAAGGAUGGCUUAUGAAGUCUUCGUGUUGCAGCAUAUUGCUUGCGCGGCUGUAUUCUUGUGGCUGCUGUACAUUCACGUGCCUGAGUAUGCUAGGUAUAACGUAUGGUUUGCUGUGGCGGCCAUGUCAUUUGACUGGGCUUUGAGAGGUAUCCUGCUUGUUGUCAGGAACUUCAGAGUGAAGGUUGUCGGAGCAGCCUGCAGAGGAAUGCAAAGGGUUGGCCAUCAAGCGGCGUUACAGGCUUUGAGUGAUGAUAUAACCAUAAUCAGCAUCAAGGACGCACCAUUCACAUGGAAAGCAGGUCAACAUGUGUAUCUAUGGCUUCCAAGGCUCGGUCCACUUGAGACUCAUCCUUUUACUAUCGCGAGUCCGUAUCAGACGUCGAAUAAGUGUCAUUGUAAUGAGAUCCAACUGGCAAUCCGGGCUCAAAAAGGAUUUUCGAGAAGAAUACACAAUUACGCAUCGAAAAUGCAGAGUGUCGAUAAGACUGCUAUUUUGACCGCAUUUGUUUCUGGUCCUUACGGUGUACCUCCAAACUGGAGCUCUUAUGAGACCAUUCUUCUGAUCUCCGCUUCCACUGGCGCAUCUUACACCCUCCCCAUCCUCGAAUCUAUCCUCCAUAAUCCCACACCAACAUGUGUGCAGCGAAUUCAGUUCCUUCUUGUGGUCCGCGAACGUAGCCAUAUCGACUUUUAUACGAAACGGUUAGGAAGCGCGCUUGCUCUUGCGGAUAAGAAGGGUAUUCAAUUGAUUGUGAAAAUCGCCGUCACUGGCAACGAUGGAGCAUCAAUGACUAGCUCAAAAGCCGAAGAAGGCAGAGCAGGAUAUCAACCGAGUGAGGAGGAUAAAGAAGAAGAUUCAAAGAUAAAAUCUAUUGCAUCUAGCUCAUCAUCAGAGGCAGGAGGAUGCUGCUGUAAUCCGCGAUCUAGUGGGACAGCAAACGACGACGAACUCUCUAUACGAAGUUCCAAACGUCAAUCAUAUAACGAUGAAAAGAAUUCGGAUAAAAUGGAAUCCCUCGUCACCACCCAGCAAAUAUCUCGCGUCUCUGGAGAUUCUCCUCAACCUGGUAGUGGUUGUUGCUGUGCCAAAAAACCAGAGGCGAAAUCAAGCGAGAAAUCAAGGAGGGGAGUGAGAGAUAUAAAAUAUUUGAACGGAAGACCAGAUAUUAGUCAAUUUAUUAGAGGGCCAAUAGAAAUCACGGGAGGAGAAACUGCCAUAACAGUCUGUGGAGGAAAGAGUUUGGUGGCUAAGGUUAGAAAUUCAACUGCCAAGUUGAGUGAUGAGAGAGCAGUGCAUAAAGGAACGGGAGCGAAUGGAAUCUUCUUGCAUGUAGAAGAGUAUUGUUUUUGA